Messenger RNA from Eremothecium sinecaudum, 1506 nucleotides. RefSeq names its product Apm2p (gene APM2). Gene Ontology annotation, cellular component: AP-2 adaptor complex; cytoplasmic vesicle. The transcript has a single exon. Gene Ontology annotation, biological process: clathrin-dependent endocytosis; intracellular protein transport. The coding region runs from base 1 to 1506 and encodes 501 amino acids. NCBI's taxonomy places the organism in Eukaryota, Fungi, Ascomycota, Saccharomycetes, Saccharomycetales, Saccharomycetaceae. The record is from RefSeq and is a predicted model, not a curated record. Gene Ontology annotation, molecular function: clathrin-cargo adaptor activity.
AUGAGUGCGGCACUAUUCAUACUGGAUGAGGAAUUGCAUCUACUCGUAGCUCGUUCCCUGAAACCUAUACCUUCAUUAUUAGAACCGUUGGAAUGGUUCAUUAAAGAUCCGAAGAAAGAACCCAUUCUUCAGAAUAAUGGUUACAACUACAUAUAUAUACAAAGAGAUGAUCUGCUAUUUGUUUCUAUGAACUAUGGUACUAUUAAUGUCAAUCCAAUGACAACAUUUGCAUAUUUGGUCCAAUUACACCAGCUCUUUCAGAAGUACCUGGGACAGCAGUUGAAUAAAGUACUGGUUUGUGACAACAUAAAUGUAAUUCAUGAACUAAUUGAUGAAUCAAUAGACAUGGGAAUUCCACAGCUAACGGACUACAAUAUUAUCAGGGACUAUAUCAAAGUCAAGGUAGUGAUGAAGUCACCGGACAGUGACGACGAUGAUCCUUCAGCGUCUAAAAAAGAGAAGGGCGUGAUAAAGAAGACAGGAAGCAAGAAGGAGAAUGACUCGAAGGCAUCGGAUGAGAAUUAUAUCAAUAGUUUUAUUGCUAAGACUAUGACCUCUGCAAUAUCCUGGAGGCCGAAGGGUAUCCACUACAACAAGAACGAGUUUUUCCUUGAUGUGAUAGAACAACAGGAGUAUCUGGUAGACUUUGACCGUGAGCAGGUUCGAUCCAACGCUAUACAUGGCUCUAUAAAAUGCCGUUCGUAUCUUUCAGGAAUGCCGUCCCUCACUGUUGGUUUUAACGAUAUUAUUACCCGACUGAACUCCUCCAAUCAGAUACGUUACCACCAAUGCGUGGAUCUAAACUACUUGGCAAGCGAUGGACAAAUCAGGUUCAUUCCUCCUGAUGGGGAAUUCCAGCUAUGCUCUUACAAGCUCCCCAGGCCCGUUGCAGAGCUGCCCAUGAUUAGUCUGGAUGCCUUCAAUGUCAAAUUAAAGCCCAGCAAAAAGCCUGAUGGCAUCGACAGGCUGGUUCUCAGCGUUACCAUCUCUACCAACUUUAAGCGCCAAGAUUCCACCAGCUUUCUAAACAUCAAGGUUCCUCUAACCAAGAUAUUCUCCCAGUGGGAAGUAGACCUGUCCUUCCAACCCCGCUUCAAAUGCGAUAAAGGUAACGUUAUGUUUAACAUCACCGACGACUACAUCCUAUGGGAAUUGGGAAAGAUCAAAGGCGGUAAAGAAAACAGUCGCUUGACAAUGCAAUCCGAAUUCCACCUGUACUAUCAUCAGCGCUACGAGAAACUUAAUCAGGAUCUUUCUCAAUCUAUGGACCCUCCACCAGCUCGUUGCGGCCCCCAUCUAGAAGAACUGUACCAACAGACUCAUGAUAAUCCACAACAAAUCUCAAAGUCCACACUCUUGAAAAUAGACUUUGAAGUACCUUACUACACCCUUAGCGGUUUGAAAGUUCAGUUCCUGAAGAUUGAUGAGCAGCAACUAAAUUUUCAAUCUUUCCCAUGGAUCAGAUCAAAGACAGUUAAUCACGAAGUAUACGCAUAUCAACUAUAA